AUGGGUGCUAGCGACUCAAAGCUCGUCUUCAAGAAGGGCAUCUUUAGGCUGUCCGAAGAGCGACACAUUCCCUCUGGCGAUGUGUACUGGGCCUCGUUCUGGGAGCUCCCUGAAUCUGCCGAAGACAUCUUUAGCCUCUUCGCUGCGGCUGACGUGCGCCGCACCCGCGACAAUGCGCUCGAGAACCUUGAGAGCCUUAUCCAGGCCGUGACGGCCCGACUAUUCAUCCUCCGCAACCACCCUUCGUUCCCCGAUCCCGAACUAGCACCUGAUCGAGAAGCCUUGAACUGCAUCCGUGUUCUGACACGGGUCCUUCCAUUCGUAUACGAGCAGGAGUCUCUGCAACAAUGGGAGGAUCAACUGUUCUGGUCCCCGCGGCGCAGGCCGACGCGGAAGUCGUCGAUAGCCAAUGAGGUCCUCUUCGAUGGGGGACAAGAUGUUUCGACGAAGCCCUCAGGAGACGAUUUCGAAGACGCGAAACCGCUUGGGCAAGAACUCAUUGAUGCUCUGCUCGACCUCCUCUUCUUCUCCGACUUCACCGUUCCCAGGUCGCCGCAGGGCAAACCCAAAGUCACCUACGCCAUCUGGCAGAGCGGUGUGGGAUGUAAUACGUCAAUCCCGACCACAAGGGAUCAUGAGAGCAACCGCUGCGAGAUUCUGCGCCUGCUUCUGACGCUGGCGAGUCGCAGCAUGUACCUGUCUCCUAGCGUGCUACCCCAGCAGGGCAUCAAGGCCCUCACUUACAUCUGUACUUGCUCAGACAAGCAGGUGGUUCUUUCAGUCUUGUGCUCGCUGUUGAACACGACCCUCAAAUACAACCCAGUCAGUUGGCGGGUGCCUUACAAUGCCCUUGUCUUCAAUGACCCGAAGGAGAUUCUCGUGACGUACACACUGCAGUUCCUGUUGGCGACGCUGCUCUACCCCAUUCCCGAGCAAAAUGGCGCCCUGACGCCCAAGAACACCUACCGCCACUUCCUUGGCCGCCUACACCGGCCUCAGGACUUUCAGUUCGUCGUUGACGGAAUGACGCGGAUCCUGAAUCAGCCACUGCAGGCCAACUCCUCCUACAUUCCUGGAGCCCAGCCCCCGGUCCGAUUCGCGCCCGAGAUCAUAAUGUUGUUCUGGGAGAUUACACAAUGCAACAAAAGGUUUCGAUCUUUCAUCGUCGACACGGAGCGUGCACACGACUUUAUCGUUUUGGUUCUGUUCUACGCUCUUGAGUACAAGACCGAUGUUUCCAGACAAGGUGUGGUGAGAAUGUGCGCUUUCCUGCUGCAGACCCUCAGCGUGGAGAAAAACUUUGGGGUCAACCUGAACAAGUCGUUUCAGGCACAGGAUACUUUGCCUCCCGCUAUCCGAAUUGCCGGCUUCCGGGGGACUUACGGGGACUUUCUCAUUCAGUCUAUCUACGGACUGAUUACGACCAGCCAUGGGAAGCUGACGGCCAUUUACCCCGCGCUGCUGGCGGUUAUCAACAAUAUUGCUGCAUACCUGGAGGGCUUGAGCGCGCCCACUUGCUCCAAGAUCAUGCAACUGUUCAAUUCCAUGUCCUCCCCGUCUUUCCUCUUGGCGAAUGAGACUAAUCACGGGCUUCUGCGGUCGUUACUCGAGGCAAUAAACGCCAUCAUCGAGCAUCAGUGCGACAAGAACCCCCAGUUCAUCUUCACGAUACUGAGAAACCGAAAGAGGUUUGAAGCGUUGCGCUCCCUGACGCUGGAAAGCGGCCAGGAGGAGAUUGAGAGACGCAACCGGCGGAGGAAGGACAGCAGCGCAUCCCACGAUCCAUUAGAGCAAAGCUCGACCAGGAGCUCGGCCGAGAGUAUCAGGAGCCCAACAGGACCGGCUUCGCGAGCCCCGACGCUUGGAGACGUGCCAGAGGAUGAUAGCACAUUUGCAAUUGGGGACGACGAAGCUGACAGCGAUGACGAAACACGGCCGACGCCUGCAGCGUCCAGUCCCAGCGAUAACCCCUCUGUACCUUCGUCGGUGGCAUCUGCAGCAGACGAUGACGUGCCGAGGCAGCUGCAGGGCAUGUCGGAGAAGGCGAGAGGAAAAAUGCCGGCCGGCGCAGGCAAUUUCUCCCGUCAGAACAGCACCGCCAGCCUUGGAAGCCAUGCUGCCGCCCAAUCACAGUCUGGGCUGUUUCAGCCCUCAGCCCAGUGGAUGGACAGUUGGCUCCCUGAAUUGCCACUGCACACGACGCUGACUGUCCUACAGCAGCUGCCAGUUCUCGUCCCGCGCCAGGCUCUCUCGUCAGACACGGUUUCGCAGGCUACUCUGGGCAAAAUUCGUGAUGUACAACUCGUGGGGGUCGAGCCAUCCCCUAUCCGUGUUCACUCGUUUGAGUGGUCGACCCUGGCGCUCGGGUGGUACGAGUCGCUGCUCUGGGGCUUCAUCUUCGCCAGCGAGAUGCAGGUGUCGAAAGGGACCGUGGGCGUCUGGAAUACGACAAACAUCAAGCUAUUCCGCGUUCAGGAGACAGCGCCGCAGGGCCCGACGCUAACAUCCCCGCGCGGCGCCGUGGACGCGGUUGGCAGUAACAUCGUGUCCCGCAUCGGGGCGAUCAAUCUGCGCGGAGUUGGAAGCCCGUCGGUGUCGACCCUUGGUAAUCGACAGCCUUCCCCCCAAGGCGCUUAG
Molecule: messenger RNA, 2637 nt
Organism: Parathielavia appendiculata
Lineage: Eukaryota; Fungi; Ascomycota; Sordariomycetes; Sordariales; Chaetomiaceae
Exons: 5
Coding region: 1-2637 (878 amino acids)
Cellular component (GO): membrane; Golgi medial cisterna; Golgi trans cisterna
Source: RefSeq, a predicted model, not a curated record